GGGGCUGUUGGUGCACCUGCAGCCCCCAGUGCCCCUCCUUCCAGCGCAGAAGUGGCAAGGGACGCGUGAUGCUGCAGGCCAGCCGAGCGCUCUCUUCCCAAGCCGGCCCCUCCGCGGGCGGCUGGCAGCCCCUGCACUUUGAUGGGGCGGCCUUCCACCUCAAGGGCACAGGAGAGCUGGCGCGGGCUUUGCUAGUGCUGCGGCUGUGUGCCUGGCCCCCUCUGGUCACCCACGGGCUGGCGCUUCAGGCCUGGUCUCAGCGACUCCUGGGUUCCCGGCUCUCAGGCGCGCUGCUCCGAGCAUCCUUCUAUGGGCAAUUUGUGGCUGGAGAGACGGCUGAGGAGGUGAGGGGCUGUGUGCGGCAGCUCCAGGCCCUAGGCCUCCGGCCCCUGCUGGCAGUCCCCAUAGAGGAGGAGCCAGACUCGGCUGAAAAGACUGGUGAGGACUGGUACGAGGCAAACCUCCGCGCCAUGCUGCGGUGCGUGGACCUGUCACGAGACCUCCCGGAGCCCUUAGGCCUGACUGGGAGCAACAACCUCAUGCAAAUAAGGAUGACGGCACUGACCAGCCCUCGGCUCUGUAAGGAGCUAGCUUCACGGGUCAGCCAGCAAGGGGCCUCCUCGGAGCUGAGCCCCGAGAGGCUGGCAGAAGCCAUGGACUCUGGGCAGGGCCUUCAGGUCUCCUUCCUCAACGCCAGGCAGAACCACCACCUGCAGGCCUCUCUGAGCCGCUUGCACCGCGUGGCACAGCACGCCCGGGCGCGGCACGUGAGGCUCCUGGUGGAUGCCGAAUACACCUUCAUCAACCCUGCGCUCUCUCUGCUGGUGGCCGCCCUGGCCGUGCGCUGGAACAGCCCCGGGGAAGGCGGGCCGUGGGUGUGGAACACGUACCAGGCCUAUCUGAAGGACACCCACGAGCGACUGGGGCGGGAUGCUGAGGCCGCUCACAGGGCGGGCCUGGCCUUCGGUGUUAAGUUGGUUCGCGGGGCCUACCUGGUCAAGGAGAGAGCCGUGGCACGACUCCAGGGAACCGAAGAUCCCACUCUGCCUGACUAUGAGGCCACCAGUCGCAGUUACAGCCGCUGCCUGGAGCUGAUGCUGACCCACGUGACCCGCCGUGGCCCCCUGUGCCACCUCAUGGUGGCUUCCCACAAUGAGGAGUCUGUUCGCCAGGCAACCAGGCGCAUGUGGGAGCUGGGCAUUCCUCUGGAUGGGCCUGUCUGCUUCGGACAACUCCUGGGCAUGUGUGACCACGUCUCCCUAGUGCUGGGACAGGCCGGCUAUGCGGUGUACAAGUCGAUCCCCUACGGCUCCCUGGAGGAGGUGAUCCCCUACCUGAUCCGGAGAGCCCAGGAGAACCAGAGUGUGCUGCAGGGCGCCCGCAGGGAACAGGUGCUGCUCAGCCAAGAACUAUGGCGGAGGCUGCUGGGGGGAGGCCUCAGGGCAUCCCGUUAGCAGCCCCGGGAGGCGCGUGGCUAACAGAGGUCCCAGCCACUGCCGGUGCCUCUGUCCUGCACGGCAGCCGCCUCCUGGGGUAGGCAUCACCUCGCAUCAGCCAGGCCAAGUGUGGCGGCUCUGCAGUUUGGGAGAUCCUUCUCUUCAAGGAAAACAAAAUAAAAAUAACAACAGCAACAGACAA
This is a messenger RNA of Lepus europaeus (European hare), 1638 nucleotides long. RefSeq names its product proline dehydrogenase 2 (gene PRODH2). The transcript is spliced from 10 exons. Lineage: Eukaryota; Metazoa; Chordata; Mammalia; Lagomorpha; Leporidae. The coding region runs from base 69 to 1454 and encodes 461 amino acids. The record is from RefSeq and is a predicted model, not a curated record. Gene Ontology annotation, molecular function: FAD binding; proline dehydrogenase activity. Gene Ontology annotation, cellular component: mitochondrion.